AUGGAGCUGCCUCAGCCGCCACAAGAUCAAGACCUUCGCAACAUAAUCGACAAACUUGCACAGUUUGUCGCAAGAAAUGGCCCGGAAUUCGAGAAGAUGACGAAAACGAAACAAAAAAACAACCCGAAGUUCAGUUUCCUGUACGGCGGCGAAUACUUUAACUACUACCAGUACAAAGUGACAACAGAGCAAGCAAUUCUAAAGCAAUCUGCCGGUGGCCAGGCGGCUAGUGCUCCGUCCGGGGCUUAUAUGGCACAGACAAGGCAAUAUGUAAUGCCCCAACAGGCUGGAGCGACGUCCGCCCAGCUAGGGUUAGCUGCGACGAUGGCGGCGGCCCCAGCUCUACAGCAAUGGCUCGCGGCGAACUCUGCACCACCACCACCGCAGCACUCCCGUGAGAUUGACAACGUGAAUGCUCAGAUCAACAUCUUAAAAGACCAAAUCACUCAAUCGGAGAACAAUUUAAAUGCUCAACAUAACGUGCUCAUACAACAGCAACAGACGAAAAUAAACGAAUUGGUAAGCAAGGCUCAGGUGGAGACAAUUCAAAUCAUGGCAGAGGACAAUAACAUCAGUCUUACAGAGUUGGACAGCAUUUUGCAACCAAUUAUAGAGUCAUGUACUAAGGACAGUAUAUCUGCAGGAAAAGGAUGGAUUUUGCAACAUGCAACAACUCCUGAUGCAGGCAAAGUGAUCUCUCAACACCUACUGCGGAAGGUGACACAGCCAGGGGCGGCGUUUACGCAAAAGCUACACAUAAUAUACCUUGUCAACGAUGUCCUUCACCACUGUGCACGCAAAAACGCAGAAGAUCUCAAGAAAAAUUUGGAAAAUGUGGUGGUUCCAAUGUUUUGCAAUGCCAGUAUAGCGGUCACCGAAGAGCAGGAGGCUAAGCUUAACAAGCUACUGCGAUUGUGGGAAUCCAAGUCGAACUACUUUGACUCGGCGGUUAUAGAGAAAAUGAAGAGUCCCACCAGCUCCUACCAAGAGUACCAGAAUAACCUGAUCGCGCAGCAUUCUAAUGCCAUUGCACACUUGGCGCAGCAGACGAAGGCUACCUUUGAAAACUAUCAAACACAGCACCAAGCGUUUGUUGCGCACACAAUGCAACAGAUACAACAGAUGGAGAUGCAGAAACACGCUCUAGAGUUGAACGAACAAGAUUCCAAUAAGGACAAUCAGUCUAAUAUGCCAAAUCCAUUCCAAAGUAGCUUCAAUGAUGGUCCAAACUAUCCAAUGGGCUACAAUCAGAAUUUCGGGAAUCACCGCUAUGGCAGUGAAAGUGGAGAUAACUAUCCAUCAAACAAUAGUAUAAGUGGAAAUGAGAACAGCUAUGACAGUCAGAUGUUUGAACAGAUGAAUCAAAAGGAGGAAGAACCAGAUCUAUCUAACCUCCCGAAUGUAAACUUCUCCCAACCUCCACCUGGAUUCGAACCGGAACCGCCGGCCUUCCAGAAUGGUCUUCCCGACCUUAGUAAGCCGCCCCCAGGGUUCCUUCCUUUCCCUGAACUUAAUAAUGAAGACCUGAUGCCGUCUGUUCCUUACUUUGAGUUGCCUGCUGGUUUGAUGGUACCUCUUAUUAUGCUGGAGGACGAUAAAUAUAAGGCUUUAGAGCCAGGAAAAAUUAGAUUACCGCCGCCUGCGCCGCCAAACGAGCGGCUUUUAGCAGCUGUUGAUGCAUUCUACGCAUCGCCUAACCAUGAGAGACCGAGAGACAAUGAAGGAUGGGAGAAACUUGGUCUGUACGAGUACUACAAAGCGAAAAACGCGGCUCGAAAGAACAAAGAAGAGGCCAUUGCUGCUGGACGGCGGCAGAAGUCUCGGUCACCUUCACCGAUACCCAAAGACCUUCAAAAACAACCCACCCCACCAGGAAGGCGAUAUAGAUCUCUAAGUAAAUCGCCAGAGCCGAAGCCGGUUGUGCAGUCCCCACCGAAGUCAAAGUCAAGAUCACCCUCUCCACGACGAAGGCCCAACUGGAGGAGAGAAAGAGAUAAUCGUCGCAAGUCGCGGUCACGGUCGCGAUCGCGGUCGCGCAGUCGUUCCCGCGAGAAAGAGAGACACCGCGACACGUCGCGCGACAGAGACAGCAAGAUGCGGCGAGUCGAGCGGUCGCGAUCUCCGACACCACCUAGUUUUCUAGGAUCGACAUAUCCAAGUACAUCAGGCGGUAUAGAUUCCAGCAACAAAGGUCAUCAGUUGCUGCAGAAGAUGGGUUGGGCAGGACAAGGUGGAUUAGGGGCGGCUGGCCAAGGUAUAGCUGAACCGAUCAGCGGAGGCACAGUUCGUGAUAGGCAGGAUCAAUAUAAGGGUGUUGGAGUAAACCUCAAUGACCCGUACGAAAACUUCAGAAAGAACAAAGGAGCAGCAUUUAUAACGAGAAUGAAGGAAAGAGCGCUCGAGAGGUCAUCGUGA
Molecule: messenger RNA, 2415 nt
Organism: Leptosia nina
Lineage: Eukaryota; Metazoa; Arthropoda; Insecta; Lepidoptera; Pieridae
Source: the annotation of a GenBank genome assembly